CUCCCUCCCCUCCCUAAAGCCAGCCACCGGCUCAAGUAAACAGUCGUCCAAACAUGGCGGCCUCUGGAGUGAAAGUUGUGCCGCCUCCGAAGAUAAAUAACUUCGUGGUGGCAGAAAAACUUGGCCAGGGAUCGUAUGCUACUGUCUAUAAAGCCUUUAAAAAGGGAGACAAUAGAGAUGUAGUUGCUAUCAAAUGCAUAAAAAAGAAAACAUUGUCCAAGGCAGCGACAGAAAAUCUUCUGACAGAAAUAGAGUUGUUGAGGAACCUGGAGCAUGAGCACAUUGUGCAGCUCAAAGAUUUCCAGUGGGAUGAGAACCACAUCUUCUUGAUCAUGGAGUACUGUGGUGGUGGGGAUUUAUCCAGGUUUAUUCACAGUAAAAGAGCUUUACCAGAACGAAUGGCCAGAAAAUUCCUGAGACAGCUAGCUUGUGCCCUUCAAUACAUGCGCAGCUAUGAUGUGGCCCACAUGGAUCUGAAGCCACAGAACCUCCUCCUGUCUUCUCGCCACAACCCUGUGCUCAAAAUAGCUGAUUUUGGUUUUGCUCAAAAGUUGCAUCCCAAUUCUGAGGCUAGCAAUAUCCGUGGAUCACCUCUUUAUAUGGCACCAGAGAUGAUAUGCUGUCAAUCAUAUGACGCCUCUGUUGAUCUUUGGUCUGUUGGUGUCAUUCUCUAUGAAACUUUAUUUGGUGAGCCUCCAUUCAAGUCAAAGACUUUUGUAGAGCUGGAAGCCAAAUUACGCUCAUCAGAACCCAUCAAGCUCCCCCCAGGUCCAAGAGUGUCUGCGGACUGCCGAGAUCUCCUUAUCGCUUUACUCCAAAGGGACCCCAAGCAGAGAAUAUCCUUUGAAGCUUUCUUUAUACACCCGUUUAUCGACAUGGAACACAUGCCGUCCUCAACAAGUCUACAAAAAGCUGUUGGAAUCGUAAGUGAGGCGGUCUCGCUAGACAAAGAUGGCUCUCAUAAGGAAGCUGCUCAGCUUUAUUGUCAGGCCAUGGAAUACUUUGUGCCUGCAGUCGAAUACGAGACAGAUCCCGUCAAGAAAACUCAUCUAAGGGAAAGGGUUGUUGAAUACAUGAAUCGUGCAGAAGAACUAAAGCAGUACCUGAAGAUGCGGAAGGAAUGUGUACCCGGCAAAGACUUCACAAGCUCACCUGACCAACUUCUUGCUUCGUUUGCAAAAGAAAACCGCAGACUUCAGGAGGCGCUUCGUCUCGCUGAACUUGCAGAAAUUAGGGAUGAACACGAGCACUACGAGGGGGCCCUUCGCCAAUACCAGGUCGCUCUAGAAAAGCUGUUACCACUCCUCAACACGCUUCCAAAGGGGAUAUACCGGGAUGCUUUGCGGUCUGAGAUUGACCGCUAUAUGAAAAGAGCUGAGGAGAUUAAACUGUAUCUGAAGCUUGGAAGAGAAAGAGCAAACGCUAUGCAGGAUGCAGAAGAUGAAUCUUCUAAAAGCUGUGUCAUACAGUAACUAGAUGGAGUCUUGGAAAGAGUACCCCCUAGUCACGUGGCGGCCUUCUGAGGACACGCCCAGUGCGUAGAGCGUGAUGUUCACAUUGACGAGUUGAGCGAUGACGGAGAUGACUGUUGUUGCGAAAAUUCUACGUAGGUCAUCCGAGUUGAAGUUAUAGCUUUGUGCAAUAAUACAGUGGACGUGAUAAUUUUUGAUUGAUGAAAGUAAUGUUUAGAUACAAUGUUGCGUUCCAUUUCGAGAGGCAUAUAUAGAGGCACUUUUUAGUUUAAAGUAGGAAGGGAAAGCGUAUUAUUGAAAGAAUAUAGAAACCACUAAUAGUGUAUUAAAUAUAAUGAAAUUAUACAUAGAAGAAAGGGAAAAACUUGGAAUCUAAAGAUUGUUUUACCCGCUAGUCCUCCUGGGAAGACAUGUUAAAAAAUAUCAAAAGCAAAUUUAUCAAGGAAAGGAAAAUUUAUCAAGGAAAGGAAGGAAAGUGCUCUUUUCUUCAGCCCUUGUGUAUAGUUGUCAGAGUACGGCGUAAGUUAUUGAUAAUAUGAUGCCAAUUGUUAUUAAUUCUUACCAAUUUAUAACAUGAUUAUUAUCAAUUGGUAUAAUCAGUCGAUCAUUUGAUCGUAAACACAUUUGUAUAAUUGAUUACCAAUGGAUAGAACAGUGAAGUGAAUGUUAUCCUCAAUUGAUGACAUACUUAAAUACUCACGCAUAUGAUAGUAAGUUUACCAUUAUUUUCAUGCGAUAUCAAUCAAUGAUUGUAUCCACUAUUUAUCAACUAGUUACUUUAGGUAUGCAGGGCCGAAUGCCUUCUACCUCGUGUACGGUGCAAUGUGUUGAGUACGAAAAUAGAAGACAGGGUGUGUUCUGCUCUUCC
Molecule: messenger RNA, 2340 nt
Organism: Nematostella vectensis (starlet sea anemone)
Lineage: Eukaryota; Metazoa; Cnidaria; Anthozoa; Actiniaria; Edwardsiidae
Product: serine/threonine-protein kinase ULK3
Exons: 17
Coding region: 54-1472 (472 amino acids)
Biological process (GO): protein autophosphorylation; peptidyl-serine phosphorylation; autophagy
Cellular component (GO): autophagosome; cytoplasm
Molecular function (GO): ATP binding; protein serine/threonine kinase activity
Source: RefSeq, a predicted model, not a curated record